UACAGCUGCACUUUAACCACCUUGGUAUACCUCGGCAAUAAAGAUCUUCAAAAAAUGUUGCCCGAAUCGUACGUCAUAAGCGUAUAGUAUUUCCUUUUUUAAAUUUAAUUAUAAGGCUGGAUAAGGUUGCUGAUUGGUUACUUCAAAUUGUACGAAUAUAUGUAUAAAUAAUAUAUGCGUAAUAAUAGAAGUAUAUUUAGUGUAAACAGGACAUGACCUUCAGUACAUUUAAAGGGAAAGAAUUUGGGCGAUAACGAUACUCUUGAGCCUUGGAUUUGUUUUCGUGUAAUUUCAUCAUGUAAGCUGAUAUCUUAGACUAGACCAGUAACUAUUGUGCUUCAAAUGUAGCAAAUUAGGAGAGAAACCAGAACACCGUGUCUAAGCGAGAUAGCAUCUGGACGCAGUUCGUGACCACGACAUAUGGAGCCUCUGAAACGGCUUCUUACAAGGGAACAUAACCUAGGAACAAGGAUUCAUCAUGCGUAUAUAUCAAGAACAGUAAGUUAUAUGGCGUAUUUACAUUUGUGACUGAUUAUUUGAUUGUUGUAACUAUAUACAUUCAUUUCAUCACCGUGUAUUAAUUUGCAGCUUUCAUUAUGUGCUCUUCUACAGUUCCACCACAUCAAGUACAUUCUUGCUUUCCAUAUAUUGCAGUAAUUUCGCUAGGAACUAGUUCAGAUAGCUUUUAAAUCUCAACUUUCUUUCUUGCAAUUAAACACCAUCAAGUGCGUACGCAAGUGUCGCAGUUGUCUGCAUAAUUUUACUAGGCAGUGUUUACUAUACUAUAGUAAGUAUUUGGAAAGGCAUGGUAUCACAGAAGACACUAUACCUAAGAGAUAUAAGUAUUAGAUAUAAGUAUUAAUUGUGUAUGUUAUUUAAAGCAAGAGUCAAAGUUAUUGGUAGUAUGCACUUAAGUCUUUAUUUUGGUUUGAAUGCAAAUUAUUUCAAAUCAUUCAUUUCUCACAGUAUAAACAAUGAUCAUACGAUAUUAUGAGACACAAAAAGCACGAACGUAUCAGGUAAAUUUAAUUUUCUACCAGAACACAGAACAGCCUGCACAGUACCCCAGACACAAAGCCUGGAACUUCAGUUGGUUAUAAAGAUAGUGAAGAGAACAAUAAUAUAUUUAUGCUAGUUUGAAUUUAUUGAUCGUAAUCAAUCAUCUUGGAUUCCUGAAUAGCAGUUUGUACAAUUAGUUAUUAGUAUGAUAGCCCUAUAAUAUGAAGGGUGAAUGUUUCAAGGCCAAGGGAUAAUUUUACUCUAAGUCGUGUAUAUAGUUAUAUCACACUGCAAUCGAAUGAUAUCGUGCAAGAGAUUAUUAGCUUGAGCUGUUGUACUUUCGCAUGCAAAUGAGGUUCUCAACAAACACAACAAUGUCAACAUUAGAUGAUUGAGUUUUUUAAUAGUUUCUUUGUUAUGAUAAUUUCGAUAAAGGAAUACUAUUUUAUAUCAUUGUAUAUUUCAAAACGUGACCGACUUAAUUAAACUACUAUACGUAUAUGGGAUAUAGUUUAUACGUGCAUGACGUUGUCUUUGCUGGCGGAAAACGUUUAUACCAGUUAUCAAUAUCACUCAUCGAAGAAUCACAGUAAAUACAUUAAAUCAGGAAUAAGGGCAAAAGGUGCCAAAAAUAAUAUUUCAGGAUCAAAAUUUGACUGUCGAAUUAGCAUUGAAUAUGAAUAUACCUGAAGUCAUAUUAUAUGAAUACAAGAAUGAAAGAAUAUUAUUUUUUCGGCGACCGACGAGUCAUGCUCGCAGGCUAAAAUGAAUGGCUGAUUUCACUUUUGAUCGAUCCAGUCGUACCAACUCAUUUGUACGUUUACAGCAGAUCGCUAACCGCAAACGAUCUGUUGACGACAAAAGUUAGCCGUUCGAAGUUGAGACAAUUUUUCAAAUUAAAAUUGAAGCACAAGUAGCCACUUAGCCGUGGAAAACCUGUAGAGCUUACCUUCAAAUGUGAUUUAAAGUUUGUCGUUUGUGAAAGUCCUUUCGUUUUGUUUACAUAUUUUGUUUCAAAAAAUUGAUAAUUCAAUUAAAAUUCCAAACUGUGGUACGAAAGGUAAAAUUAAGCUACUAAACACGAAAUGUAAAAUUAAGCUACUAAAACGAAAAUGUGGCUAUAAAACAAGCAAAUUUCAAAGCGCAGAUUUCAAGAAUCAUCUCCAGCCUGAUUGAGGAUAAAAUUUUCAAUAUUUCGAGCAGUUUUGGGGUUUGAGUGAAGUAAAUAUUAUAUUAAACGAAGGGUAAGCCAGUCCCAGUCUUUUCACGCAUGCGAAGAGCGCGGUCAAUCCGUCAAUCUGUAUUCUUGAAAACCGGCUUAAAAUUUACACAAAAAAGCUUUUUAACAACGCUCAAAGCUUUCUAUAAAUGCAUUUGAUUUAUUCAGGUAAAACUGCCUAGUAGACUUUACUUUCAGAUUUUUCUUAUUUUUUUCUAUAAUUGUUUAUUUAAAGAACAUGCUCGCUCCCUGAACUGGUCUCACGAGAGAAUCGCGAGGCAUAAACACGCGGGUCUUGGGGUCAGAUUUGGCUUCAGAUUUGGCUGAAGGUAGCGUUCAUGCAGUUGUAUUCAUGUCACUGUCCUUUUUCCACGUCACGUCAUGCACUCAUGCUUACCAAAUGCCAUCCCAAAAUUGAGCAAACCUGCCAAAACCAGCCGACUAUAAAGGGCUUUUUGUUGUAUUCAAGACGUUAUUGUGCUUAUGACAUCAGUGAGCUUAAUUAAGCAAGCGACGUUUUUGUCAACACCGACGACGGUCAACAAUCAAGUUUAUCAAGUUGUCUUUUUUAAUAUGUAUAAUUUUAUUAAAAUAAAGCUAUAUAUACCACUAAUUGUUAAAUAUACUGAAAAUAAACUAAUCGUGCAUGCAGAUUAUGUGUUUGAACAUGUUGAAAAAGAGAAUACUGUAUGUAAACAAACACAAACAGAGUUACCAAUAUUGGUACAUAGAAUAUACAAAACAUAUAAUAAUAUAUUAAUUUUACAAAAAGACUAGAUUUAUAAUUGAUCAAAAUUUGUUAGGACAUCAAGCAAUACUUCAAUGUUCCCACGCAUUUGUCUUUCAUUGCAAUAACAUGCAUAAACAAGUCAUGAUUAUUAAAAGAAGAAAACGAGUGAUUUAUUUGGUUAAGCUUAUUAUCAUGUAUAGACCCGGAGCGAGGAGGAUUCGGCGGAAUAUUACCCGAAGUGAUGAUAUUUAGCCAUUCAGUAUCAUUACUGAGGGUAAUAUUUCGACGAAUCCCUCGAGCGGAGGGUCUAUAAAUUAUAUCUUAUACCGAAAGUUAAAGAACCCACUAAGUUCAGAAUAAACUUUAAAACUUGCUGACUGAGUUUUUGACGUUUUAUCUUUAAAAUAUUUGAGCAUGUAUCCUUUGGAUCAUUGAAGGUAACAUACGUCUUGAAAAUCUUUGGUUAAAUCAAUAAAUCUUCUGUACGAAAUUACAAACAGCCCGCGAACGCCAUAUUGUUUCAGAGCGUGGUGUCCACCAGUCCACGCGUCACGCGUGAGAUACUAUAAUAUCCCACAGUGGGAUCUACCGUGGGAUAUUAUAGCAUCUCACCCUGCAUUGCGAAAUCAUGAUUUGAGUGAAAUACCGUAAAAAAUCACAUUGUCACGUGGUCAAAUGCUGCUUUUUGAGUGGACAAUUUGAAUUUGAGGUAUAAUAUUAGCUAAAAUCCGCUCUGAGAUUAGUAAACCUUGUAUUAUAUUUUUGCACCGCAUUAAAUAGUGCAGUUCGUUUUCGACCUCCGGCGUUUAAAUCGCAUGCAAUGUUGACAAAUUCUUUUAUCGUACGGAACAUUGCUAUGUUUCAACAGCUAAUCUAUGUCUAUGAGCUGAUAUUUGAGCUGAAAUUCUGAGCUUUGUAUAACAGCUCGACGUAGUAAAUUUAACAUUACUAUAAUUUCAGGAAUAUAUAUUUUUCAAAUUCAAAAUUUAUUUUGAAUUUUUUGAAUCUAUAAGACGAAUUUUUUGAAUCUAUAAAACAAAUCAAAGUUCUUCCUAAAUCAUCUAAUUUUAACUUGCCUUGAUUUCCACCUUGUUGAAUCUGGUCUUUCUCGUAAUUUAUAUAAGUACUCUUUUAAUGUCAGAUACUUAAUUUCCAAAUACACGUGUUUCCUGUACUCUAGGCCAGUGAAGUUGAAGCAAAUUUACGAGAUAAAGCAAUGAGCUGGUUACGUGUGUUAAAUGAAAACUUCCGUCUACAGCCCGAAUCGUUCGUUUUAGCUGUUCAUAUAUUUGACAAGUUUUUGCUAACAACAAAGGUAAAGUAUAAUUAUGAAUUUGUAUCUCAUGUUUUCACCAGUAGGAAAAUUUUCAGGGACAUACUUCAGUUUUCAGUGCUAUCACACCCGUUUUCAAAAUUACGAGACCACCCCGUUUGUUUAUGAAUGUAGCUUUGUGAGCAUCUGUAUAUAAAUAAUUGGGAAUGACUCUCAAGACGUCUUAGAAUUUAGUGGAUGAAAGUAUUGGAAGUUUAGAAAACGGACAAAGUAAGGUGUUUAUUUUGUUAAUUGGAGUAAUUUUUCCUAUUUUCAUGCAUAUAGGUCAGAGUGAAGUAUUUGCGUUGUGUAGCCAUUACGGCUUAUUUCAUAUCCAUCAAAGCAGUCGAGGAAGACGAGGUAAAUCAUUUAAGAAUCCGUUUUGGUUCCCGAUUUGAAGUCAGGGGGGGGGGGAGGUGGUAAGUAAAAACGGCUGACACAUAAAUUACAUUGCAACUUGUUUUCUAAAAUGUAGCCUACGUCAAUCGAGCUGUAGUCUAUCACGUAGGCCAGCUAAAAGGCUGAUUGCAGUCGGUAGGGGGGAAUACUCCCAAAAGAUACGUUUGUUCACAACUAAAAUCUAUCAAAUUAAAAUACUGUUUGCCCACACUAUGGCGACCGUGGCGAGAUAAUUAGGUGGAAUAAUUCAUAAAACUAGUUCAUCCCAGGUGAGCUUCCCCACAAACCGGAUUCCUAUACAUAUGAACAGGCCCUAUAAAGCCUGCUGCACACGAGAGAAACUUGCUGAGCUGACCGCUUCGAGUGGUGGCUAGCUCGGCAUGUUUCUCUUGUGUGCGGAUAGUUUUCGUGAGGAUUUGACCUCUCGAGGCUUUGAGGAAAAUAUCUAUUGUGUUUGAUAUUUUUCAACUCGCAAGGAAAAUAUCUCAACGUGUGCGGAUGUUGUGAGCUUGGUGCUGAGCAGCUUGAAUUAACUAGCCAAUGAGAAUCCAUGGUUUCUUCACGUGACUUUGAUCAAAAUGAGGACAAUGGAGGGAAAUGCAAACGAUUUAAUCAACGACGUUGCUGUUGAGUAGUUUCCCAACGGCUUAAGGAAUAACAAAAGGCGAAAUAAAAGGCAUUUCCAAUAAAAAUAUAUCUUAUUUGGGUGAACCAAGUAGGUUAUGAGAGCAAAUUACUAAAAUUUGUAUUGUAUUAUUAUUGUAGUUUCUAUAGUUUUCGAUAAAUACCAUGUCUCUUUCAAACUGGUAACCGACGAUACCCAAACUACCAUAAUUAUCCGAUUUCUUGUCAUCUUCAAAAUGCGUAUAAAGUACUUUGUUCAAUUUCUUAUAGAAUAUCCCUGUCGUUGGUGUGGUGUUGGAGGCCAGCCAAUGCGGAUGCUCGAAAUCAGAUAUACUAAAAAUGGAAUUAAUUAUAUUGAAAACAAUUGACUGGAAAGUAUACGUCGCAACGCCCAUGAUAUUUUUACAACACGUAAGUUUCCCCUCAUGUCUUCACGGACGGUUAACUGAGUGAAAAUUUAGUUAAUUUACCAUAGACACUUCCCGAACUUGCUUGAGUGCACAUGAAACAAUAGUUAAAAAUCGAGGCGGACAGUGUAAUAAUUCGGGAAUGUCUAUUGAUCGAAAAUACAAAACGCACGUGAUGCCUAAAAUAGAUGAUGAGUUAUAUCCAGACCUAUAGCUUGUUUUCUAAAACGUACAUGCAUCAAAAGCUAACGCUUUCGUAAGGAGGAUUGGGAGACGAUGCACUUGAGCGCCAAAAGAUUAGAAUCGUCCAGUAUACGAGAUUCUUGGGAUUUCGAAAAUCCCGUAGGAUUUUUCUGGAUUAUUUUCCAAUUUUUUUUAAAAAAAUUUCCGAAUUUUUAAUGGUGUUUAAAAAUUAAAAUGGUGUUUUUGAUGGUGUUUUUAAUGGUGGUUUUUUUUUUAAUUUUUAAUUUUUAAUGGUGUUUUUUUUAUUUUUUUCGGAAUUUUUAUUUAUUUUUUUUAUUUUUAUUUUCGGAAUUUUUUGAACAGACUUUUUAAGUGUUUUAAGGAUUUUUUAAGGUGUAAAGUAUGAGUUGUUUGGGAGUGAUAGAUCUCUUGAGAAUCGUAGCGAGUAUAUAUACCAAAGCAUGCUAUACAGUAUACUAUAUCGCAAUUUGAAACUAUUCUUCAUGAAAUCUCUUUUAGGCUUUGGAAGUGUUAAAUCAGCAGCAGUUGAAUAUGCAACUGAUCGUGAAUUAUAUUUAAAAUAUGCUGGUGUAUAAUCAUGGAUUUUUUGUCUCAAUAUAUAGUUCUAUCAGAUGCUUUUCACAGCCUAUCGAUCGGACAUUAAAAAUAUUUCGGAAACAUUGCUCGUUGAAGCUGAAGGAACGAUACAAGAGUGUAUGUGUAAAUGGCAACUGACCAAAUUUAAGGUACAUAUGAAGAUCUAGAUAGUUUAUUGCAAACAGAUUACAUCACAGUCCAUGUGCAUGCAUGCAAGCUAAAUUGCAUAAUUAAACGGUACAUAACGUAUGCUAAUUUAUUUACAAAGUUAUAAAUUAAAAAUUAUAUUGAUAAAAUAAGAACUUCAAGUUAUUUAACAAUUAUUCGCCGAAGGCGAGGUGAUUAUUAGGGAAUAUUCGCCGAGACGAAGUCGAGGUGAAUAUUCCCCGAUAAUCACCGAGCCUGAGGCGAAUAAUUGUUUUAGUAUUUUUGCACAAGUUUUUUUGUGUUUUUUUUUCAGGUCUGAAUUCAUUUUAAUUUCGCUUAUUUCUUUAUCACUAACUUCAACAACGCGGCUAGCCGCCAUUUUGAAAAUUUCGAUUUUGUUAUAUUCACCUGAAGGUGAAUAUAACAGAUUAAUACGUCAAAUUUGACCAAUCACCUUGUAGGAUUUGUUAUGUUCACUUGUGCAAAAAUACUAAAAUGGUAUAAUGGUGAGAUGACCAAAACCCUCAUAUUCACCCAUAUACACCGCACAUUGGCAUCAUCUUAGUAUUUAUGCAUGAACUUGUCGUCAGAGCUCGACAGCUGUCUCUCUGUAGCUCAGGGGCCACCAGGGGCCACUUGUUCAAAGCUGGGUUAGCUUAACCCUAGGUUAACCUAAAAUUCAAAGCAAACUUUCCAACAGCCUGUUAAUAUUUCUUCAGAGAUCUUGUCUGAGUCAGUAGAAGUUUUCUUCUCUGAAGUUUUGAAAUCCGCUAGUCCACCGGCCCCAGUUGGUUAGAGCACUGCACCGGAAUCACAGGGCCACAGGUUCGAUUCGUUCCAGCGGGCCGAUAGUUGCAUUUUUCGCAACUAACUAUACUCCUGGUUAGGUAUAAUAAAUGUAUAUAAAAAAUUCCACUCUCAUUAGUGUAAUUGGUAAAUAUCAGCAGAGAUACUGGAGAGCUUCUAUAUACAACAUGCGUUUCAACUAAAAAUUACAGAAAAGAGCAAAAAAGUAUAGGAUUUACUCUUACUUGCAGCUGAUAGCUAAGCUGAAUUACGAAGGACGUAUAGCUCAACCUGAUCGAGUCGUUGACUCGUUGUCGAAAAUAGCAAAUUACAACUGAUUAUAUUUAGCCAAUGAAUUUUCUUCACUUGACAAGUGGACUGCAUGGCUGGUGAAAAAUAUAUUUGGGGCGCCUAAUCUAGUAUCGUAGACUAAUACGUUUACACACCACUAGCUGUCGAUACAUGGCAAAAUUAGUUAAUUGCCAAAACGUUACAAAUAUUCAUACACUUUUAAACGCAUAUUAGGAUCUUUCGGCAGCCUCCAUGAAUAUUGAUAACAUAAUAUUUUUGUUUCUAUCGAUCAGACCACACUUCACAGUGAUUAAAGUUUAAUCUAAUCUAAAUUUUGUCAAGAAAUCACGAAUUUGCCCUCGAUUUAUAAAAUUCUGACUUUGCACUGAAUGUCUUUAAUACCAGACGAAAAAAAUCAUUGCACGUGUUGCCACUUGUCUUGCAUCGGCAACGCGUUUAAAUUUAGCCCGUUGUGUUGCACGCGCGGUAAAAAAUUGCACGUGUAACCUAGGCAUUAUAUCUCAUGUCUGACUAUGGAGCACACCGACGGUGGAUGGGUCAUUUAUAGGGGCUGAUCCCAACCCAACCUGUCAACAUUCCCUGUGGGAAGAAACCGGAGUACCCGGAGAACUCACAAGUCUCGGUAGAGCGUUGACUGUAUGAUUCUAUUUACAUGCAUAAGUGCAUGCCAUGAGUUAGCCUGCAUGGCAGGCGGUCUAAGUUAUUUCCCAGGCUUGCCCAAUUUUAGGAACCGCCUGCCAUGCAGGCUAGCCAUGAGUCUGCAGUGCGAGAAUCGAGCCCGUGGGCGUGGUCUCAGAGGUGAAAGGCGCUUGCUCUGAUACGAGACUUGCCCAAUAUACAAAUAGUUUUACCAUGGACCUGAUUAUGCAACCUCGUUCCCAGGUGAUUAUGGAGUCCAACGAUAGUUUAUUCAUGCACAUCCAUGCACGACUGCAUGGGUAUAUUGUACAUUGUUUUGUUUUGUUUGAGGGAAACUCUUUUAAUCUCUCUUUUUUAAUUAUUUAAAGUGAAUUUUUUUUCCAGAGUUCGAUUCUGGCUUAUGCUGUUUUGGUUAGCAAAUUUCAAGGGAUUUUAGAUGAAACGCAGCUACAGAUUAUACAAGACGUAGUGAAGGUAUGCUAUAUUGUCCACAGAGAUAAAUUCACUCAGUUUUCCCUAUUUCAUUUACAUUAACUUUAUUCACAUAUUUGCUUUUAAUUAUACAUAUACUGCUUUGAUAAAUUUCUA
Paramuricea clavata is the source of this 8942-nucleotide messenger RNA. The record is from the annotation of a GenBank genome assembly. Lineage: Eukaryota; Metazoa; Cnidaria; Anthozoa; Malacalcyonacea; Plexauridae.